This is a messenger RNA of Colletotrichum tamarilloi, 702 nucleotides long. RefSeq lists its product as uncharacterized. The record is from RefSeq and is a predicted model, not a curated record. The annotation marks the transcript as partial. Lineage: Eukaryota; Fungi; Ascomycota; Sordariomycetes; Glomerellales; Glomerellaceae. The transcript is spliced from 2 exons.
AUGAACGCGCCGCGGCCCUUACCACCAUCACAGCUCCCCUUCGACAAUCUUCACACGUAUCAUCAGGGGCCCGGACAACCACAACCCUACUGCGAUUCAUACAGCCUGAGGGAGUACAGUUAUCGUGACAGCUUAGGAGGUUCGCAUUACAGAUCACCAUACACGGAGCCCGCUCAUAGGAAUGAAGAGGGUUAUCUCAGCACAGGUUCGUCUUCAGCUUCGGAUUCCACAAGGCCUAACUACCACCUGCCCAGCAUCUCGGCCGAGUUUGGUCUGCACCAUAACCAGUUCCAGCUGCACUCUAGCGCCGACGCCCUCUUUGAUAUGAAGAAUAAGCUUGCGCUUGUGAAAAGAUUCGAUACGAAGGGGCCUGGCCCACACCUCGAUGCGUCAAGCACAUCGUCAACUAGCGACGCCUUUUCGAGGCUGUCCGGUGACUUUCGCGUCCCGCAACUUUCCGUGCCCACCAGUCUGCCGUUGCACCACAAAAAGUCGAACCUCCUAGACACGCAGACUCCCAGCUCUGCCCUCUCAGAGCCAGCCAUUGCAUCUCGGUCAGGAAUAUCACUCGCCGCCAGCUCAAGAAGGAACAACAGCGACAAUGCCUUACCGCACAACCACGAGGCGCAUGAGAUGGAGAUGAAGGAGAACAAUCCUGCGAAGAGAUUGCGGAUAGAGGACCCCAUGAGGGCGCACUACGAC